This is a messenger RNA of Pocillopora damicornis (cauliflower coral), 1468 nucleotides long. RefSeq names its product protein NCBP2AS2 homolog. The record is from RefSeq and is a predicted model, not a curated record. Lineage: Eukaryota; Metazoa; Cnidaria; Anthozoa; Scleractinia; Pocilloporidae.
AGGACUACUCUACAAUAAAGGCUCGGUUACUUUGUCUCCUCGUCGAAGAGGGUACCGAAGAAGAUCGAAGAUGCCGUUACGAUAUCUUCUCAGUUUUCUGGCCAAUGAACAAGUCGUUGAAAGACUUGCUAAUUCAUACCCCAUUCGUCGUCUGGCUCAGCUGACACAUUACACCUACAGACAGGUAACACUGUGGGGUAAUGAUGCUCUUGAUAAAGCUGUCAAAUCUAGGGAGGCUCCAGAAAAUGUUAAGAAAAACAGCCAGAUGUCAAACAGAGUUGUCUCCUUCUCAAGGAAUUUUUUCAAAAAUGUUCAGGAAGAGAUAGAUAAGAUCCAACAGAAACCAAGACAGUGACAUCAUCACCUGUCCAUUGGUAGUCUUGUGUGAAAUCUUGAGGAGGUUAACCUUUUACCUUUUUGUUCUAGAACAAAAUGGAGAAAGUUAGGAACUUAUGAGAUGGUUGUUUAAAAGUGACAGGGUGCAAAGAAAAUUGAUGUUUCAGCUUGCCCUAUGGAACCAUUUCCAGCUAGCCCUAAACCUCUUCAUACCAGCCUUUCUUCAUCUGCAGACAAAAAAGUGUCAAUCUUUUACUUGCCCUUUAAGCAAGUAAUAUAUUAAAUUCAUCAGAUCAAGCGGAAGAUCAGCUUGCCUUGGGCUAAUGGUCAAGACUCUCUCUGCAUGCUGCUUGAACCCUGCAUUGUGGGUUAUUUUCCAGUUGUUUCAACUUGCAAGACCAUGGGACCAAAGAAAUGUGAACAGACAAAAGGAAAUUUAAGUUCCCUUUUUCCAGAGGAUAUUAUUAAACUUCAAAAGAAUCAUUUGAAAAAUAUAUGUAAAUGCAAAGAGGAGCAUGAUAAUGUUAAUUUUUGGAUGUUGCUAACCUUUGAAAACUGGUUUUCAACAGACAAGCCUAACCUUACUGAACCACUAGUGAAAUGAAGGGAUAUUUUUUUUUACCAUUGAUGUUUGUUUUCUUGUCUUAAAAUUUUUCUGGGCUGGAAUGUUCAGUACAGAUGAUGGCCAAAGUCAAAAUGCCCUUGCAGACUCCAACAUACCGUAAGUGGAAAAUUUUCUUUUGCUGCAAAUUCUUAUGUGGUAAAACUGGGGUUUUUAACUCUUACAGGUGGAACCAUUAGAUAAGAUUAUAAAGGAGCCUAUAGGAAGUUGACAAGAAAAAAUAAUACCCGUUGACUAUGUUAAUGUUUAAGAUAUUUUGUGUAAAUAUUGAUGCAUAUCUGAAUCUUUGAAUUGCAAAGUGGAUUACAAGUGGCUAGAUAUCAAAAUGGUCUAAUCCUUAUCAUGUCACGGUUUCCUAAAUAGUUUUCCUCAGAAAAUUCACACAAGAUACUGUCAUACUAUCAAGUACAUGCGUAGAACGAUGUUGUAUUUCUCAGACUGCAUAAGAACAAUUUUGUCAGCCACCUUCAUUGUUUUUCAGAUCAUAAACAUGACUGUGGUAGCAAUGUA